CCCCAUGCACCUGGGGCUAUCCCCUGUACAGGAACCUCCAGGCAAUUGUAUAGGUUCCAUUUGGCUUGAAAAUCUCCCUAGGUAAGGUACCUACCCCCGGGCCUACCGCUGCCGCUCCCCCUACCAUGGAUGCCCCCCUUCGGCUCCCCCCUACCUACACAUUCACACAUUGAACCGCCUACAGGACGCUAGUACCUGUUUCGGGGGCCCAGUCAAAAGUGCUGCACAGGGCGGUUCCUUAUAGAUUACUCGUGUUCAUCCGACGUCCAAGGUCACGGCAUUGACGAGGCAUCUAUACUCUACACUCUCCCGCUCUAUCGACUUUCUCCAGCCAACGAAUACCUCCGUCAUUACAUCAGACACUUCGAGUAGUUACAUCUAGCUCUUCUGAGGUCAGACGCUGCCCGACCGCGACCCCCAACCCAACACAACAUCGGCACCAACUGUCAGGCCGCCCGCCACUCGUUACAAACCUACCCACGACAUCAUUGCUCUUACAAUCGUUCCGACUCAAUCCCUCCAUACGCUUCCGAUCCCCGACAGCGACCGAGCGACAAACAAGCUGGAACUCGCGCGCCGAGGUUAUCAUCACAAGUUCACAUUCUCAAUACCUGGGAGCAAGUCGCCCGCUGGUGGCGAUUAGCUAGAAGAGAUGGCGAGCUCCUUUGAAAAGUCCGUCAAGGGCGCGACCAAAAUUAAGGCCGCGCCUCCCAAGACGAAGUACAUCGAGCAUAUUCUUAUCGCGACACAUUCGGGUGAGGCGGGAGUUGGAGAGGUCUUUAGGGUACUGCAAACUCGGUUGCGCGAUUCAACAUGGACCGUUGUCUUCAAGAGUCUGAUUACUGUACACCUUAUGAUCCGAGAGGGUUCGCCAGACGUUACCCUAGCAUAUCUUGCUAAGCACCGGAGUAUGCUGGGUCUGGGCAUGAUAUCAGAUGUUCAAACACAAGGCCGAAACAUCCGCCAUUACUAUGAUUACCUUACCGAAAGGGUGCGAGCGUAUCGUGACACAAAGAUUGACUGGGUUCGAGGCAGGGAGAACCGGUUGGAGAAGCUCUCAGUCGAAAAGGGCUUGCUACGAGAGACAGAGUCUGUUCAGAAGCAACUCACAGCGUUGCUCAAGUGUGAUGUCAUGGACAACGAACCAGAAAACGAAAUAACGGUUACCGUGUUCAGGCUCCUGGUUUUAGAUCUUCUUGCCUUGUUCCAAGCUCUGAACCAGGCCAUGAUCAAUAUUCUCGGCCACUUUUUCGAAAUGUCAAAGCCUGAUGCCGAGAGAGCUAUGGACAUCUACCGGAAUUUUGCUCGUCAAACCGAUUUCGUGGUACAGUACCUCAGUGUCGCUCGGCAAUACGAACACCAUACUAGAGUUGAGGUUCCCAAGCUCAAGCACGCACCUGUGAAUUUGGGACGGCAGCUGGAGGAUUAUCUGAAGGAUCCCGACUUCGAGAUUCACCGGAGGCAGUAUCUGGCCGAGCUGGAAGCGAAGAAGAAAGGGGGGUCAUCCUCAGUAUCAAAGUUCCCCAAAGCAGAGUCAUCCACGAAGAAUACUGCCUCAGGGACCACAAGCACCAAAGAAGAGUCAUCCAGGCCGGCAAUUCCUAUCAAGUCGGCGGAUGCCAACCUCAUCGAUUUCUUCGACUCGAUCGAGCAAAACCAGACGCAAAUGGCUGUCCAGGCACAACCACAGCUUCAGCAAACCCAUGGACAGAUGCAAGUGAGCGCGAACCCUUGGGCACAGGCCGCUUUCCAACCUCAACCCACUCAGCCGUUUCAAACCAACGAUUUUGCGGCUCAGGCGGCCUUCCAACAAGCUUUCCAGCAGCAGCAGCAACAACAACAACAACAGCAGCAGCCAACAAUGGAUACUUAUGGUCAAGUUCCGCAGGCUCCUCAGCAACAGAUGCAACCGUCUUUUACGGGAGCUGGGUAUGGUGGCUUUUCUCCCCAGCAACAAGGCUUCCAGGCCACCUCGUUGUCUCUUGGUCCCCAGGAUCCCAUGGCCAAUUUCCAGACGGCCACAACCACCGGCUUCUCCGGUCUUCAGCCACCACAGCAAGUCACCAACCCUUUCCGACAAUCUAUGAUGAUGAACCAACAACAAACGGGAUCUCCAUUCUCGCCAGCGAACAACUCCCCUUUCCAGCAGCAACAACCACAACAACAGCAACAGCAGCAAAUGCAGCGUCCUGUGACUGCACAGUCUACCAACCCAUUUGCUCGCGCUUCUCCUCAGGCGGCACAGCCCUUCGCUUCUCCUCCAGCCAACUCGCCUUUCCAGUCGGCUCCACCGCAACAACCACAGCCGACUGGAACCAACCCCUUCGCGAGGGGCUUCGCGGCUUCCCAGUCGGUCCAACAACAACAGCAGCAGCGCCCGGUUACUGCUAGUGGCCCACUUCUUCCGAUGCCAACGGGCAGCACAAAUCCUUUCCGUCAGGGUGCGUUUGUGAACCAUGCUACCGGUAUGGGGUGGCAACAUAACCAACAGCCUAUAGGGGGCGGGCUCGACCAACUCGAGACAAUCCCGGUGUUUCCGAGGCCAGCACAGCAAACGCCAUGGCAGCAAUGAUGAGCGGAUGUCUCCUCUGACAGCCGCGUAACGCUUAGCUCUCUUGAUCUUGGAUUUCAAGGGCUAUACGGCCAAGCGUAUGUCGUUGACAGGCACACUGCCCCGCAUUUCUGUCAUUCUCUUGUCUUCCUUAUGGCUUGUCUGGUUUGUUCGGGAUGACACGAACCGGCAAGUCACGCAUCUAGCGCGGCGUUCCUUUUGCUUUUUGUUUUAUUUUCUUUUAUUUUGUAUUUUUUGAGCUCAGCUCUUUUUUCUCACCCGCCUUCGUUAUUCGAUUCGGCAAUCCUGAUCUUUCGGUAUUGUUGCCGCGAGUCUUCUGACGGUGCCCCUCCUUAGUCUACCGAAAGGACAGCCAAUGUUCGGGUAAGCAGGGCGGUUUGAUGCUCGUACCUUCGAAAUGGGUGGCAAUAAGGCAGUCAAGGAUUGACUGUGAAGAGAUCAGGCUUUUUUUUCCGCCGUCGAGUGCUUCUUAACGAGCAGGGCCAGAUACAAGGCUUAGCAGCGCAGCGCAAGGGGGAGGGGGGAAGAAUAGUUGGAAUGGAACGCUACAUAAAAACGGUGGAAUGGGGUCCGGGCAUCUCGAGAUAAAGGAGUGAAAGAGGUAUGGUAUGAUAAAUGGUCAUACCAUCAAAACUUUCAGGAUUGGCUGCCAACACUCUCUCCAGGAAUGGCCAGCAAGGGAGGCAUACACAUUUUUGCAGUAGGGAAGCCUGGAGGCUCUUUUUGUUUGGUAAAUCUUAAUCUAUAUAUUUUUUUGGGCAUUUUUGUGAUCAAUCGACG
Molecule: messenger RNA, 3352 nt
Organism: Neurospora crassa OR74A
Lineage: Eukaryota; Fungi; Ascomycota; Sordariomycetes; Sordariales; Sordariaceae
Product: ENTH domain-containing protein
Exons: 5
Coding region: 653-2572 (639 amino acids)
Biological process (GO): clathrin coat assembly; clathrin-dependent endocytosis; vesicle budding from membrane
Cellular component (GO): clathrin-coated vesicle; clathrin-coated pit
Molecular function (GO): SNARE binding; clathrin heavy chain binding; 1-phosphatidylinositol binding
Source: RefSeq, a predicted model, not a curated record